UUUAUGGAACAGACAUAUGAAUAUGCGUGGAUCAUACCUUUCAUUCCACUUCCAGUCCCUAUGUUAAUAGGAACGGGACUUAUUGUUUUUCCAACGGCAACAAAACGUUUUCGCCUUAUGUGGGCUUUUCAAAGUGUUUUAUUUUUAAGCAUAGUCAUGAUUUUUUCAAUCUACCUGUCUAUUCAGCAAAUAAAUAGUUCUUUUUAUCAAUAUGUAUGGUCUUGGGUCAUCAAUAAUGAUUUUUCUUUAGACUUUAGAUACUUGAUCGACCCACUUACUUCUAUUAUGUCAAUAUUAAUCACUACUGUUGGAAUUAUGGUUCUUAUUUAUAAUGAUAAUUAUAUGGCUCAUGAUCAAGGCUAUUUGAGAUUUUUUGCUUAUAUGAGUUUUUUCAUUACUUCCAUGUUGGGAUUAGUUACUAGUUUGAAUUUGAUACAAAUUUAUAUUUUUUGGGAAUUGGUUGGGCUGUGUUCCUAUCUAUUAAUAGAAUUUUGGUUUACACGACCUGUUGCGGCAAAUGCUUGUCAAAAAGCAUUUGGAACUAAUCGUGUAGGGGAUUUUGGUUUAUUAUUAGGAAUUUUAGGUUUUUAUUGGAUAACGGGGAGUUUCGAAUUUAGAGAUUUAUUCAAAAUAUUCAAUAACUUGAUUUAUAAUAAUGAGGUCAAUUUGUUAUUUCUUACGUUAUGCGUUGUUCUCUUAUUUGCCGGUGCAGUUGCUAAAUCCGCCCAAUUCCCCCUUCAUGUAUGGUUACCUGAUGCCAUGGAGGGGCCUACUCCUAUUUUGGCUCUUAUACAUGUUGCUACUAUGGUAGCGGCGGGAAUUUUUCUUGUAGCUCGGCUUCUUUCUCUUUUUAGCGUUAUACCUUACCUAAUGUAUUUGAUCUCGGUUAUAGGAAUAAUACAGUAUUAUUAG
Molecule: messenger RNA, 912 nt
Organism: Solanum dulcamara
Lineage: Eukaryota; Viridiplantae; Streptophyta; Magnoliopsida; Solanales; Solanaceae
Product: NAD(P)H-quinone oxidoreductase subunit 5, chloroplastic-like
Exons: 1
Coding region: 4-912 (302 amino acids)
Biological process (GO): electron transport coupled proton transport; ATP synthesis coupled electron transport
Cellular component (GO): chloroplast
Molecular function (GO): NADH dehydrogenase (ubiquinone) activity
Source: RefSeq, a predicted model, not a curated record